UGUGAUGCGUGUCCUGCCCACGGAUCCAUGUUUUCCUCCGUUGCUGUGUCUUUUUACUUGUAGAGGGAAAGCGCCGCUCAGCAGAAAACAGUCUGGAUUUUUUUGCACAGAAAGAAUAUGGCCAAGGCCAAGGUUGCAGUUGUUGGUGCUGGGCUGAUUGGUCUCUCCACCGCUGUCUGCAUUUCAGAAUCUAUUCCAAGCUGCAGUGUGACCGUAAUUGCUGACAAAUUCACUCCCAACACGACCAGUGAUGUAGCAGCUGGGAUGCUUAUUCCACAUAUUUUCCCAGAUACACCAGUUCAUCAACAGAAGCAGUGGUUUAGGGAGACCUUUGACUACCUUUCAGGGAUCUGUAAUUCCUCGCAGGCUUCUGAGGCUGGAAUUCAUUUGGUAUCUGGCUGGCAGAUCUUUAAAACUAUUCCUGAGAAGAAAACACCAUUCUGGUCUGAUGUCGUGCUGGGGUUUCGCUCAAUGACUGAAAAGGAGAUGAAGAAAUUUCCACAGCACAAAUUUGGUCAGGCCUUUACUACACUCAAAUGUGACUGCCCACCCUACCUUCUUUGGUUAGAGAAAAGGCUGAAAGAAAAUGGAGGCUAUGUACAUGUUAGAAAAAUUGAAGACCUAUGGGAACUGCACAGUGACUAUGACAUCAUAGUGAACUGCUCUGGCAUUGGCUCUCGAAAGCUCAUGCGUGACCGGGAGAUACACCCCAUCAGAGGCCAAGUUCUUAAAGUUCAUGCCCCUUGGAUCAAACACUUCAUUCGUGAUGGGGAUGGAUUAACAUACAUCUAUCCAGGGAUACAUGAUGUAACUUUAGGGGGGACAAGGCAAAAAGACAACUGGAAUCUGUCCCCGGAUCCCAGUACCAGUAAAGGCAUCUUUGACCGAUGUUGUGCUCUUGAACCUUCACUUCACACAGCUCAGGAUGUAAAAGCGAGGGUAGGCCUCAGGCCAUCCAGGUCAUCCGUCAGACUACAGAAAGAGAUAUUGGUCCGAGGCAGUGAGAAGCUACCAGUAGUCAACAAUUAUGGGCAUGGCAGUGGUGGCUUUUCAGUGCAUCAAGGUACAGCCAAAGAGGCAACUCGGUUGAUUAAAGAGUGCAUUGCAGUGCUGGAAAUGUCCAGGUGUAAGGCAAAACUGUAAACUCUAAGGGGAUCUCUCUCUCUCUUUGUAAUUAGUAACAUAAUUGGUUUAGAAUUUUCUGAAACAAAAGUCUGGAAGAGAUAGAUCAUUCAGCACUUGCUGGCCACCAAAUGAUGGUGAGAACUAAUGCUGUUGAGUAGGGUUGUGCUUGGAGGGCUGUGAGGCCAGAUGAAAGCUUUGCCUAUAUUGUUUAGUCUGUAACAGCUCAUUCAAAGAUGUCAGCUGCCACUGCAGUUGUCAUUAAGUGAUGAAUCUGCACAAGUGAACAACCUCUUCAUUCUCCCAUCACCACUAAUUCUUUCGUUAAAUUUUAUUUUUAUAAUUAUAUACAUGUAAAAAUAAUAAAACUAACUUUACAAAGAAAUAUCAACAACAAAAAUAAUGACACAUCAUGUAUCACACUUUUCCUUGCACUAACUGUAACAGUUACAUAUAGUUAAAUCUAAAUUUAAAAUUUGUCAUAAAUAAGCCAAAAAGGGUUUCCAUAUUACCAAGAAACAAGUUUUCUGUUGUCUGUCAUCUUUCAGGGAGACAUUCUCACUUAGUGUCAACCAUUUUGCAAUCUGCCAAUCUUUAUUAACUUAGUUUUUUAUAGUUUUUUGGGACCUUACGUUUUGGGCAGGGGGAGCGGAAGUUUUAAAAUAUGAAUGACUUCUGCAAUACCCCCCCCCAUUUUCUACUACAGGACAUGCCCACAUCAUGUGCAAAUAAGCUGCAGACCUAAAAAACACACAGCAUUUAUUGGAAGUUGUCUUAAAGCAUUUAUUCAACCUCUAGGGUAUAUAAGAUACCAUAGAUAAACUAAUUUAUUAAAAACCCUCUUAGACAUUAAUGCAAAUCGCCUUUGCAGGGCCAGUGACAAAUACUGACUUUCAUUCAGACAUGACACAAUUCAAUAUCAGUUCCAAUGUUUAAGAAGAUCAGAUUUGUCUAUCAUGUAACUCAGUCAGCCGAAAUAAAAUACUUUUAAUAAGCCCUUUGAUUCUGUAGUAUUGUACAUCUAAGGAAUGUCAAAGAGUACUCGGUUGGUGAUUUUUUAUUGGAGAUAACGUAUGCAAUAGAAAGUAUUGAAACCAAACCAUUGAUGGCAUUUGUAAUUCUAAAAAAGUUAUAUGAUGCUCACUGUGUUGGACAUUAAUAAACCAUGUAUAAUUUCACCAACUUGAGGUGGAUUUAGGUGGAUGCAAAAUAUGACAAUGGUUAUAUAUAAACACAUAUGUGUUCUUGUUUAUAUAGUUUAGUCAAUUUAAUAUACCAAGGUAGAAUUUUAAAACUAUCAUGUUUUCAUUGAUAUUAUAGAUAAAAUCUACUUGUAUGUCCCUGCUGAAAUGUCAUUUCAGUUUCUAAAAUUUAAUUUUAAAUUUUUAAAUUUAAUUUUAGUUGCAAAAUCAUAUACAAUAAACACGAAACAUAAUUGGUAUCAAUCUUCCAAUAAACCAUUAACACCAUUGUUGUUAUUUACAUUCAGGUUAGAGAUUCUGAAUAAAAUGUCAUUUCAGUUUUGAUGCUUGAUAAUACACCAUAAUAUUAGGGCACUGCACACCUCCAUCACUUUUGGCUUUUGAAACCCAUCAGGUUUUUUUAAGUCAGUCUAAUGAACUUAGAUAGUAUCCUGUGCCAACUGGGAUCAAAAUUGGGAGCAGACAAAAACAAUUUUGGGGAUGUAACUUUGUAUCUUUAUUCUUGCCAUCCUACCAAACCAAGAUAGUUGAAGCUCAGACCAGCUAUGUAAUUCUUCUUUAAUUUGGCUCCACAAUUGUAUGUAAUUAUUUGCAAAUAAAUCUGCCACAUUCUAUAGCUGCCAUAUUACAAAAUAUCUUAUCAGAUCAACGGACUCUAUUAUAACAAAAUUAGAUUUCCUUUUUGGCAUUAACUAUAUUCAAUCCUAACAAUAUUUUGUUUACUGUGUGUCUGUAAACUUUCCCAUAAUCCUGUAUAUAGAAUAAACUGCUUUAUUCAGUACCA
This is a messenger RNA of Eublepharis macularius, 3108 nucleotides long. It is a transcript of the gene DDO, whose product is annotated as D-aspartate oxidase. The record is from RefSeq and is a predicted model, not a curated record. The coding region runs from base 118 to 1143 and encodes 341 amino acids. Lineage: Eukaryota; Metazoa; Chordata; Lepidosauria; Squamata; Eublepharidae. Gene Ontology annotation, molecular function: FAD binding; D-amino-acid oxidase activity. The transcript has 5 exons.